AUUUGACUUUUUUUUCCAUAUAAAUUUGUAUAUAAUAUAAUUUUAUUUAUUUUGUAAAUAUUCAAUUUAUUUAUAUUAAUUUUUAAAAAUUAUUGUAAUGUUUAAAAAAAGUUUUAUUUUUUAUUUUACAAGUCUGGUAAUAUUUAGUAAUUUUAUUUAUGGAAAAGACUGUACUCCAAAGAUAGCAAUAAUUGGAGGAGGAAUUGGUGGAGCAUCAGCCUCUCACUAUCUCUCAGAUUUAUUAAAUGACAAUGUAGAUAUUGAUUUAUUUGAAGCUGAUAAAAUUGGUGGACGACUGGCGACAUUGAACAUAAACGAUGAUGAAUAUGAAACCGGUGGUUCUAUUAUUCAUUCUAGAAAUAAAUUGAUGAGAAAAUUUGUCCAGCUCCUUAAACUUGAAGAUCGAGCUCCUGAACAAAAUAUGAUUGCUGGUAUUUGGAAUGGAGAUACAUUCGUCUUCGAAGAAAGUUCUUAUCAAUUAAUUUCAUUAGCUAAAUUAUUUUAUAGAUAUGGACUCGAACCAUUUAAACUCCACAGGUUGAUAAAUUCAAUUCUUGAUGAGUUUGAUCAGAUAUACGAGCUUCAAAACGCUGGAGUAGGGUUUGAAAAUAUCACAAGUUUACUGGCUGGGAUGAACAAUAAAUUUCCAGAAAUGUUAGAAAUUUCGUCAAAAGAUUUUCUGUUAAAUCAAGGAUACUCUUCACUGCUAAUUGAUGAAUUAGUUGAGGCAACGCUGGUAGUUAAUUACGGACAGGAUACUGACGUUCAUAGUUUUGUUGGAUUUGUAUCACUCGCUGGCGCAGGAUAUUCUCUUUGGUCUGUAAAAGGAGGAAAUAAAAAAGUACCGGAGAAUCUUAUCAAGAUGAAUGAGAGAGUAAAAGUCAUUCCUGCAGUAGUCAAUAAAAUAAAUUAUGCUCCCAAAGACGAUGGAUCUCCUGGAUAUCGCGUCUACUAUAACACAGGAAAAUCUGAAGACGCAUGGAAAAAUUAUGACGUUGUAAUCAUAGCAACGCCACUGACCCACGAUCAAAAAAUGCCGAUAACUUUCGGUGGUUUUCCAGAAGAUGUUAAUUUUGAAUUCCCUGGAAAUUAUCAGACGACUUAUGCAUCAUUUGUCCAGGGCUCACUCAAUCCGGGUUAUUUUAGACUAGAGGAAUCAAUAGAUGGUAUCUUGAGUUGCGAUCCCAAUAAAACAAUUGUCAGCUCGCUUGGAAAAUUGACUACCGUUCAAGGUGUUGAUUCAAAUGUAUGGAAAAUAUUUUCUCGAAAUCCACUGGAAAUAAAUAUUAUUAAUAAAAUGUUUCAACAAGUACAGCUAAUUAAAGAAAUUAAAUGGAAGGCGUACCCGAAAUACUCAACAAUACAAUCUAAUAAUAAUUUCAAGCUCUAUAAUUCUCUGUACCACGUUAAUGCUAUUGAAUGGGCCGCAAGUGCCAUGGAAAUGAGUGCUAUCGGCGGUAGGAAUGUUGCAAUUUUAAUUUACAAUGAUUACAAAAAAAAGUGCAAUAUUUCUACUCACGAAUCGAACAAAAAAAAAUUUGAAAAUAAAUCUACCAAUGAAUUGUGAAUUUGAAUAUUCAUAUUUUUAAAUUAAAAUAUAUGUUAUAUUUUUCUAUUUAUUCGUGUUGUAAAAUAUUUAAGAUUUAAAAAAAAUGUUAAAAAAAUUGUUCUAUUGUUACAGAUGAAUUUAAUGUAUGUUGUA
Messenger RNA from Microplitis mediator, 1702 nucleotides. RefSeq names its product prenylcysteine oxidase 1-like. Gene Ontology annotation, biological process: prenylated protein catabolic process; prenylcysteine catabolic process. The record is from RefSeq and is a predicted model, not a curated record. Gene Ontology annotation, molecular function: prenylcysteine oxidase activity. The coding region runs from base 98 to 1567 and encodes 489 amino acids. The transcript is spliced from 7 exons. NCBI's taxonomy places the organism in Eukaryota, Metazoa, Arthropoda, Insecta, Hymenoptera, Braconidae.